Cylindrotheca closterium is the source of this 1287-nucleotide messenger RNA. NCBI's taxonomy places the organism in Eukaryota, Bacillariophyta, Bacillariophyceae, Bacillariales, Bacillariaceae. The record is from the annotation of a GenBank genome assembly.
AUGCCACCUCGAGGAUUGGAAGGAACGGAAUCUGGAGACGGAGAAAAAUCUUUCUUACUUGGCAAAGGUUCUUCGUCCGCGGAGGAUGGCGAUCAACAAGAGACAACAUCAACAACAAGGUGCAAGUCCACAACAAAAGUUCUCUUGGGUUGCGCCGCAAUUAUCGCUAUCGUCGGCCUUUUGCUUUUCAUAAUCAGACCACCCUUGGCGAAUGGACAACCGAAGGGGCCUUAUAAAAUCGUUGAGGUCCAGAGUGGAAAAGACUUCUUCAACUAUUAUGAUUUCUAUGAUGGCGCUGACUCUCUUGGAUCCGCUGGUUACCAAACCUAUGUGAGCAGAGAACGAGCGGACGAGUUGGGUUUGAUCGAUUUCUCCCUAGAUCCAGAGAGUGGAAAAGAGUCUGUGUAUCUUGAAACGGCAACAGGUGCCGACGGUGGUUUCCGAGAGAGUAUUCGGUUGGAAGGGAAACAGCGAUUCGACCGUGGAUUGUUCUUAUUGGACGUCGAGCACAUGCCCGCUGGUUGUGGCGUGUGGCCCGCAUUUUGGCUCACGGAUGAAUCCACAUGGCCAGACAAUGGCGAAAUUGAUAUUCUUGAAGGAAUUAACUCGCAGUCAGUGGCAAAGACAGCUCUCCAUACCUCAGAUCAGUGUUCGAUGUAUGCGCAUGUACCGGCGUAUGCAAUGACUGGAAAAUUUGAUUCGGCAACUGGAAUUCCAGACACUUUUACCGGAAAACUCAAUACCUUCAAUAGAGUGGAAGCUGACAAUUGCUGGGUGAUGGCACCACAUCAAUGGGCGAACCAAGGAUGCAUUAUUGUGAGCAAGGAACAAGGUACCAUCGGGGAACCAAUGAACGAAGUUGGCGGUGGUGUUUACGCAUUGGAAUGGGACCCAGAAAAUGGCUACAUCAAGUCUUGGGUGUUCAAGCGAAAUUCCAUCCCCGAAAACUUGCAGGAGUCGAUGGAUACUGCAUCUUCCAAUGAUGCCAGUGUAUUACCUGAUCCAGAUACUUGGCCUCUUCCAUAUGCGUACUUUGCUAUUGGAGAUAAAUCAGGGUGCUCUGCAGAUCAUUUCAAAAACAUGAGAUUGGUACUGAAUACUGCAUUCUGUGGUGCUGUUGCAGGGAACAAAUUCGCUGCCGAUUGUCCAAAGGAAGCCGACAAGUUCAAUGUUGAUGGCGAUUCAGUUCUCACCUGUAAUGCUUUCAUAGACGAUGAAGCAGAUCGAUUGACAGAGGCCUAUUGGAAGAUUCGUGGCGCCUACGUCUACGAGAGAGAAUUGGAAUAA